AUGGUUGGAUUUGUAGACGUUUCUGAUACGAACGCCGAGUCGGCCAUCGACCAAAUCAUCACUCAAGCUCAAGACGCCUGCGUUUUGGAGCAGGUUUCCGCCAUCAAUUGCGCCUCCCUCACCGAUUCCGUCCUCCCCACCGACCUUGAAUCCCGGUUCCACAAAUUCAAAUCGUUUCCGGUCACUGAAUCAAAGCAGCUUUCGAAGACCUCUGUUUCUUCUCCUUCUAAUUCUUCAGAUUCUUUAGAGGAAGGUGCAAGAGAUCUCGAUGAUUUGGUCACAAAUGGGGGAGGACUGGAAAAGGACCGAGGGCUUGAGUCUGGCAGUGGCAUCCUUGAUAUCACGGAGGUUUGGCUCCAUGUUGUUAUCACCUUCUGGUUCAACUGGAGGCAGUAA
Messenger RNA from Neltuma alba, 396 nucleotides. RefSeq lists its product as uncharacterized. The record is from RefSeq and is a predicted model, not a curated record. Lineage: Eukaryota; Viridiplantae; Streptophyta; Magnoliopsida; Fabales; Fabaceae. The transcript is spliced from 3 exons. The coding region runs from base 1 to 396 and encodes 131 amino acids.